UUCCUUCGCUAGCCGCCGCCGCGGGCCCUGAGCAAGCAAGCGUCCCCUCCCGCUGGCGUCCACCGCGCUCAGGUUGCCAGCCGGGCUGGACCUGCUGCUCCGCUGCUCUCCACUCAGCCUCGCGCUCGGCCGGAGAAGCGGAGUCUGCACCCAGAAAGUCUCGGUGGCUGGAGCCGGCGGACUGGGCAUGCUCAGAAGCCAGGGCUGGCUUUGGUCUCAAGUAGGAAGCUUGUGCACUCGGGAGGCAGCGGCGACUUUGGGGAAAGUUGAUCGGAGAGGGGAGGAAGCCCCAGGACGCGGCGCAGCGGCGGGAAGGAGUCCCUGGCAGCCCGGAGGAGCAUGGGCACCCUGCGGGAUUUACAGUACGCGCUCCAGGAGAAGAUCGAGGAGCUGAGGCAGCGGGAUGCUCUCAUCGACGAGCUGGAGCUAGAGUUGGAUCAGAAGGACGAACUGAUCCAGAAGCUGCAGAACGAGCUGGACAAGUACCGCUCGGUGAUCCGGCCGGCCACCCAGCAGGCGCAGAAGCAGAGCGCCAGCACCUUGCAGGGCGAGCCGCGCACCAAGCGGCAGGCGAUCUCCGCGGAGCCCACCGCCUUCGACAUCCAGGAUCUCAGCCAUGUGACCCUGCCCUUCUACCCCAAGAGCCCACAGUCCAAGGAUCUUAUAAAGGAAGCUAUCCUGGACAAUGACUUUAUGAAGAACUUGGAACUGUCACAGAUUCAGGAGAUUGUGGAUUGUAUGUAUCCAGUGGAAUAUGGCAAAGACAGCUGCAUCAUCAAGGAAGGAGAUGUGGGGUCACUGGUGUAUGUCAUGGAAGAUGGGAAAGUUGAAGUCACGAAAGAAGGUGUGAAGCUGUGUACCAUGGGUCCAGGAAAAGUGUUCGGGGAGCUGGCCAUCCUCUACAACUGCACCCGCACGGCGACCGUCAAGACUUUAGUAAAUGUGAAACUCUGGGCCAUUGAUCGGCAAUGUUUUCAAACAAUAAUGAUGAGGACAGGGCUCAUCAAGCAUACCGAGUACAUGGAAUUUUUAAAAAGUGUUCCAACAUUCCAGAGCCUUCCUGAAGAGAUCCUUAGCAAGCUCGCUGAUGUCCUUGAGGAGACCCAUUAUGAAAAUGGGGAAUACAUUAUCAGGCAAGGUGCAAGAGGGGACACCUUCUUUAUCAUCAGCAAAGGAACGGUAAAUGUUACCCGUGAAGAGUCACCAAAUGAAGACCCAAUCUUUCUUAGAACUUUAGGAAAAGGAGACUGGUUUGGAGAGAAGGCUUUGCAAGGGGAAGACGUGAGAACAGCAAAUGUAAUUGCUGCAGAAGCUGUGACCUGCCUUGUGAUUGACAGAGAUUCUUUCAAACAUUUGAUUGGAGGAUUGGAUGAUGUUUCGAAUAAAGCAUACGAAGAUGCAGAAGCUAAAGCAAAAUAUGAAGCUGAAGCUGCAUUCUUCGCCAACCUGAAGCUGUCUGAUUUCAACAUCAUUGACACCCUUGGAGUUGGAGGUUUUGGACGAGUAGAACUGGUCCAGUUGAAAAGCGAAGAAUCCAAAACCUUUGCGAUGAAGAUUCUCAAGAAACGUCAUAUUGUGGAUACAAGACAGCAGGAGCACAUUCGCUCUGAGAAGCAGAUCAUGCAGGGGGCUCAUUCCGACUUCAUAGUGAGGCUUUACAGAACGUUUAAGGACAGCAAAUAUUUGUACAUGUUGAUGGAGGCUUGCCUAGGCGGAGAACUCUGGACCAUUCUCAGGGAUAGAGGUUCAUUUGAAGAUUCAACAACACGAUUUUACACAGCAUGUGUCGUAGAAGCUUUUGCUUAUCUCCAUUCCAAAGGAAUCAUUUAUAGGGACCUCAAGCCAGAAAAUCUCAUCCUAGAUCAUCGAGGUUACGCCAAGCUGGUUGAUUUUGGCUUUGCAAAGAAAAUAGGAUUUGGAAAGAAAACAUGGACUUUUUGUGGAACUCCAGAGUAUGUAGCUCCAGAGAUCAUCCUAAACAAAGGCCACGACAUUUCAGCAGACUACUGGUCACUGGGAAUUCUAAUGUAUGAACUUCUGACUGGCAGUCCACCUUUCUCAGGCCCAGAUCCCAUGAAAACCUACAACAUCAUACUGAGGGGGAUCGACAUGAUAGAAUUUCCAAAGAAGAUUGCUAAAAAUGCUGCAAAUUUAAUUAAGAAACUAUGCAGGGAUAAUCCAUCAGAAAGGCUAGGAAACUUGAAAAAUGGAGUGAAAGACAUUCAAAAGCACAAAUGGUUUGAGGGCUUUAACUGGGAAGGCUUACGAAAAGGCACCUUGACGCCUCCCAUAAUUCCAAGUGUUGCAUCACCAACAGACACAAGCAAUUUUGAUAGUUUCCCUGAGGACAGUGAUGAGCCACCCCCUGACGACAACUCGGGCUGGGACAUAGACUUCUAAUGGAUUUCUCUUACCUGCUUCUGCCUUGCUGAAGACAGCUUUUUCUGAGACACAGCUGCCAGCAAACUUGAGGGAAAGAGAGAAGAUUAGUGCUCGGGGUCACCAUGAUGCCUUUGAUCGAUGCUGCUCCAGUAACUACAGUGGCAUUAGGACUUAUGCUUAGAUGACAAUAGUGCUCUUUACAUGUUUUCUGUUUGACUCUAAAAUAGCAGUUGACAUGGUGGUCCUGAAGCAAAGCCUUUCAUCCGUGAAGAGAUGUUUUCUGUUGCAAUGGUCUCGCUUUGCUCUGAUAAUCCUUUGAAAGACUGUAGGAAACACAUCAAUCUAGUAAAAGAGUCUGUACCUUGCUAGAAUUAUCUAGAUAAUGAAAGAAUAAUAUAUUGGGUACGAUAGGUUACUAUGGUACAGAAUUUAGGCUAAUCCCUUUCUUCAAGUAAAGGUUGUAGGAUUUCUUACUGCAAGCCGGUGUAUAUACCGUAUGAAAGAGGACCACACAUCUGUGGGCCACAGAGUUCAUGUCAAAUCAGUGCUAAAAGUUUCAUGAUUUUAUUUCCCAACAGUGCUGACGACAAGACUGAAUGUUACCUUUUCUUUCAGACAGAUUUUAAAAAUUGCUAAGAUAAAAGCACAACGGCUGCUGUGAAUAUUCACAGCAGGUGUAUAUGCAUUUUCACAGAAGAUUGAAAAGAUGCAUGAUAUUUGUUUGUUUCUUUUGAUAAAUUGGCAUGACAGCGUGGAGAAAAAGGCAAUUCCCAAAACCAUUUCAUUUUUUAAAAAGAUGUUGUACUUAAAGAUGGUCCUGGAAAUAAGUGACUAGCAGCCAAUUGGUUUUGUUUAUUACCUAAUAUGCCCUCAAACUGAGGCUUAAAAUAUUCCCUUUUAUAAAAAUAAACCCUUGGGAUGAGGGUAGGGUAGGGUAGGGUGGGAGGGAAAAGUACCCAUCCAAAAAGUAAAAUAAAAAAAAAACAAAAAACUAUAGGUGCUAUGUAUAUCUUUCAUCUGUAAUGUCAAUGUCUGAACAGGCAACACAAAUUCUAAUCAUUAUAUGUCUAGCCAGACUCAAGCAUUUUCACUAAAUUUAUUAAAUCAAACGCAUGUCAGAUUUCACUUCCACAACAUAAUCUAGAUUUGAGAGGGAAAAUGGUGAUUAAAAAUCUGUUUGACCUAGCAUUUUGUCUUAGGCCUGAACCAAACAGAGAAAGAGCGAGCAUGAGAUAGAGAGACAGAGACAGAGAGAUAGAGAGAGCGAGAGCGAGAGAGAGAGAGAGAGAGAGAGAGAGAGAGAGAGAGAAAGAGAGAGAGAGAGAAAGAGAAACAAAAACAAAGUAAGCACAAAGUCACGAUUCCUAAGAUCUACUAAAUCAGAAACCUUACUUCUAUGAGGUCAGAGAACAAGAAAGGAAACUGGCCACCUGUUGAUUACAUUUUUUCCUUGAUCGAACUCAAACCCUUGUCAUAGUAGGAAAGUAUGAGAGAAAAAUGAAAAUCUGAUAUUUUAAAAAUAAACAGAUAAAUAGAAAGGAAACAUCAUGAUCCUGAAAUUUCAUACUAGCUAGGAAAGACGAGAUGUGAAAACAUCCAACUGAUUUUCUUUUUUGUCAUAGGGAAAAGAAUCUACAAAUUAAAUUGAGUCUGUUGUUGGCAGGCCAGUUGACCAUGAUUAGCUGUCAUACAUAGCAGAGCCAUUUGGGAAGCUUUUCUUGAACAGAUAGCAUUCUAUCCAUGCAGAUAAAUGGAUAACCUUCCAGCUGUCUCACUGAUUUGGAGCUAUAUGUAAAUUUGGUAUAAUAAAUACAGGUUUGCUGUAGAGUUUUUAAAAUCAAUCAAAUAUACGUUACCACAAAAAUAUGUCCAAUCAGAUCAUGUAAUAGCCAAGAAAGCAUAUAUUACAAAUUUUAUUUUAAAUUUUCAUAUUCAAAACUACCUUAGAAUGUGACAUCAGAAUAAAAUAUUCUAAAAUAAUUUGGAGGAUAAAACUACUAAGAUAUUAUUGUCUUUGGAACUAUCCCUCUUAUAAGCAAUUUCUCAAAAUCAAUCUAUUUGCCAACAUGUAUAUUUUCUGCUAUACAUUUUAGAAUAUAAAAUUAAACAUAUUAUAUUCUAGCUCUGAAUACUAUUUCAGAAGUGUUAUAUUUCUUUUCAUUGGGUUUUAAAAUUAUACAGUUCCACAUUGUCUUAUGUUUUCAAUAAUUUUCAUUGGAAGUGCUGUUAAAGGCUUGCUAGAAUAAUGAAAAAAUAAAUGUGCUUUUACAAUUACUGAAAUAUCCAAAACGCCCCUGAAAAAUGAGCACUUACUAUGGAUUUUGUGACGAUGGUUCAAGUCUAAGACAACCCAUGAUUUGUAUCAGUUCUAUGGAGAAGGAAGAAGUAGCAUUCAGCACAGUGUGACCUUAGUGUUUUGGAUUUUUUUUUCCUGCUUGUAACUGCAUCUUGUUCAUUUCACCGGCGCCAUUGCAUUAGGAUGUCUAAAGCAAUCACCAAAAACAAAGGUAAACUAUAUCUUCCGAAAAUUACUUACUGAUAACAUUCAUCUGAUUUUCAACAGUGAAUUUUAAGGAAUUAAAUCUUGUCUUAAUGAAGACACUAGGGCUAUAAUUCAUGGUCAGUCUCAUAAAGUGCAUCUCACUUUUUUCUGAAUUGUUCAUGGCCCCUCUUUUUAUUUUCCUUUAAGAACAUCUGAAUCAGCUAGAAUAGUGCCAACUCGUUUGAUUUGUUAACUGACUUUCUUGUUAAUACUUUGAGUUUGGGAAAUAAGGGCUUUCUGUGUUUGUUCAACCACAGGAAAACUGCAAAUUGCAAAGGGAAGGAAUCUUGUAAUAUUUGAAAUAAAUUGAACUCAUUAGAGAAAAUGAUUUCUGGAAAAUUGAUAUAAUCAACUUUUAUGUUUGUUACCUUCUUCAUUAUUAAGAUAUGAAUCAGAUCCAUGUCACAUUUAAAACAAAUUUAUUUUCAUUAUCUUCUUUAUGAGUCAUACUUUUGCUUAAAAUUACAGAGCAUACAUGUGAAUUACACAUGUAUAAUAAUAAAAUCAACUAUUAAAUCUCUCGUUUCAUUUAUGAAUGUUGAUGAACUGGUGAUGAAUUUAAAGAGGUCAGCUACCACAUUAAACACAAAGAUUUUAGAACUGAUACCAUAAAAUAGAGGUGAUCUGUGCAUUUUCCAUAACAAUGUUUUGUUUCACAAGGACCACAGACAAAUAUUUAUGUAAAUAGAUAUUUUUGUGUGAAAUUUUGUGGUACAUAUAACUUUUUUUUAGUGUCUCACAGCAUUAUUAUUUCAUUUUAUUUGUAUUGAAUAAUGUUUUUAGGUCCAAGUAGACUUGAAUUAAUGUCAUAAUUGUCAGUAUUAUUGAAGAUUAUGCCAACAGUACUGUUAUUCAUCUGUCCUAUAGUUUAGAACAUGACCUGGCUAUCUGGCAUUGUUGCAAGUGCCUUAAAUUCAUGGCAUCUUAUUAAAAAAAAUUUGGUGUUAUGCUGCAUGACAAGACAAACACACCUCAAAAUGUUGUCCUUUCUUAGCUUGCUGCGUUUUACAGUUCUUUCUGCUAACGAUUUAUAAGCCUUUAUUACAUAAUAUUGAUCAAUUACAGAAAUGAUGAAGUUGUUCUCUUAUUUCUGUUACAUGUACCAGAGCUGUGUAUCUGUUAAUGAGAUACAGCGUCAUUUCUGUGAAAUGUAUAAAUGUAUGUGCAGGUCAAAUUAAUAUAUGACAUACUAUCAGUCUGUAUACAGGUAUUCCUGUUUUGUCGAGCUGUGCAGAUUCAGUUUUAAAAAAUUAGUGCAGUCAAAUUCUACCACAUCUCAUUUGAUAGGCUCCAUUAACAAUGGUCCAACCCAAAAGAAAAAUUGGAAGUGACUGCUAAUCACACCUCGUUAUGAAACCAAUGAUGAAAAAGUACCUUGGUGCACCAUUAAACAAAACAGGAUUCUUUCUCUGAGUUCUUGUAUAUGCAAAUCAUUUGUAAGGAAAGUUUUCAACAGAACUAAGAAGCAGAGCAUUGCAAGUAUGUUAUGAGCCCUCCUCUUUAUCUGCCCCUGCAUCAACAGACAGCUCUGGGACCUUGGCAAUGACUCAGAGGUUUGGGCUUUCUGAGUAAAGACAUUUCUUUAAGCAUCAUCUAUCCAAUUUAUUUCAAUGUAUGAUGUUUUUACAACUGGUCAGUUCUUUUGUAUUCUUAUAGCUAUGGUUAUUGGAUUGUCCUCUUCCGAUUUGUUCUACAUGAAAGAGUCCUUUGUUAGUCAGAAUGCAACAAACUGUCAUCAAAUGGUCAUUGACUACUUGCACUCUUUUGAUGUAGAUUAAAAACUUUUUCAUAAAUUUAACUUGCUUUGAUUUGCUCUGUAUUUUUCCUGCAGCUGUAAUUGCCGAGUGCCUGUUGUAUACUUUAUAGAGUUGAAAUAAAAAAAAUUACUUUUGAA
Messenger RNA from Cavia porcellus (domestic guinea pig), 6818 nucleotides. It is a transcript of the gene Prkg1, whose product is annotated as protein kinase cGMP-dependent 1. Bases 340 to 2400 code for a protein of 686 amino acids. NCBI's taxonomy places the organism in Eukaryota, Metazoa, Chordata, Mammalia, Rodentia, Caviidae. Gene Ontology annotation, molecular function: cGMP-dependent protein kinase activity; ATP binding. Gene Ontology annotation, biological process: protein phosphorylation. The record is from RefSeq and is a predicted model, not a curated record. The transcript is spliced from 18 exons.